Messenger RNA from Dichomitus squalens LYAD-421 SS1, 6944 nucleotides. RefSeq names its product acetyl CoA carboxylase. The transcript is spliced from 13 exons. Bases 31 to 6726 code for a protein of 2231 amino acids. Lineage: Eukaryota; Fungi; Basidiomycota; Agaricomycetes; Polyporales; Polyporaceae. Gene Ontology annotation, biological process: fatty acid biosynthetic process. The record is from RefSeq and is a predicted model, not a curated record. Gene Ontology annotation, molecular function: acetyl-CoA carboxylase activity; metal ion binding; ATP binding.
GCAAUCCUCCCCUUCCUCUCUCCUUCAGUAAUGUCCAAGUACGAUCAUUCACGAGUCGCUCAAUUCAUCGGCGGUAACACCCUCGAAAAGGCUCCGUCCGGGCCAGUCAAGGACUUUGUCAAACAGCACGGAGGACACACGGUCAUCACCAAGGUUCUCAUUGCCAAUAACGGUAUUGCUGCCGUGAAGGAGAUUCGUUCCAUCCGACAAUGGAGUUACGAGACAUUUGGUACCGAGCGGGCCGUCGAGUUCACUGUCAUGGCUACACCGGAGGAUAUGAAGGUCAACGCCGAGUACAUUCGCAUGGCUGACCGGUAUGUCGAGGUGCCGGGAGGGACCAACAAUAACAACUACGCGAAUGUGGACCUCAUCGUCGAUGUCGCGGAGCGUGCUGGUGUUCAUGCCGUCUGGGCGGGGUGGGGUCACGCCUCGGAGAACCCUCGUCUGCCGGAAACUCUUGCUGCCAACAAAAUCGUGUUCAUUGGUCCCCCGGGAAGCGCGAUGCGCAGUCUCGGCGACAAGAUUUCGAGUACGAUCGUGGCGCAGAGCGCGAACGUCCCGACUAUGCCCUGGUCCGGCACUGGAAUUACGGAGACUACACUUUCGGAGGCCGGUUUCGUUACCGUUCCUGACGAUGUGUACCGGGCAGCGUGUGUUACGACGGUCGAGGAGGGUCUGGCAAAGGCUGAGGAGAUCGGCUUCCCAGUCAUGAUCAAGGCCUCCGAAGGUGGAGGAGGGAAGGGUAUCCGCAAGGUCGAGAGCGCAGACGCAUUCAAGAAUGCCUUUCACGCUGUCGCUGGAGAGAUUCCCGGCUCUCCCAUCUUCAUCAUGAAACUCGCGGGCCAGGCACGUCAUUUGGAGGUGCAGCUCCUUGCUGAUCAGUAUGGCAAUGCAAUUUCUCUUUUCGGUCGUGACUGCUCGGUGCAGCGUCGACACCAGAAGAUCAUCGAAGAGGCACCCGUCACCAUUGCAGAACCGAAGACAUUCGAGAAGAUGGAGCGCGCCGCAGUCCGGUUGGCGAAGCUUGUCGGAUAUGUCAGCGCUGGCACGGUCGAGUACCUAUAUAGCCACGCAGAGGAUGUAUUCCAUUUCCUUGAACUCAACCCCCGUCUUCAGGUCGAGCACCCGACGACCGAGAUGGUCUCUGGUGUCAACCUUCCCGCCGCUCAACUUCAGGUUGCUAUGGGUAUCCCUCUCCACCGCAUCCGCCACAUCCGUCAGCUGUACGGCGUCGAGCACAGCGGCACCUCAGAGAUCGACUUUGACAUGGUUGACCCCGAGGCCAGUACGUUGCAGCGCAAACCUCGUCCCAAGGGCCAUGUCAUUGCCGUGCGCAUCACGGCCGAGAACCCCGAUGCGGGCUUCAAGCCAUCGUCUGGUGUAUUGCAGGAGCUCAAUUUCCGCUCGAGUACCAACGUCUGGGGAUACUUCUCGGUCGCUAGCGCUGGGGGGCUGCACGAGUUCGCAGACUCGCAAUUUGGUCAUGUUUUCGCGUACGGGGAGGAUCGUGCCGAAUCUCGCAAGAACAUGGUUGUUGCAUUGAAGGAGCUCAGUAUCCGGGGAGACUUCCGCACGACCGUCGAGUACCUCAUCAAACUCUUGGAGCUUCAGGCCUUCCAGGAGAACACUAUAACUACCGGCUGGCUCGACUCCCUUAUCAGCGACAAGCUUACUGCUGAGCGUCCCGACUCUACGCUUGCUGUCAUCUGCGGUGCUGUAACCAAAGCCUUCUUGGCUGCAGAAGCGUCUUGGGGCGAGUACAAACGCAUCCUCGACAAGGGUCAGGUACCCUCCCGCGAUGUCCUCAAGACCGUCUUCGGCAUCGAUUUCAUCUACGACAACGUCCGCUACUCCUUCACUGCUACGCGGUCUUCUCCGACGCUCUGGACGCUGUACCUCAACGGCGGACGGACGCUGGUGGGCGCGCGUGGAUUGGCUGAUGGCGGCCUGUUGGUUCUGCUUGACGGCAAGAGCCAUUCUGUCUACUGGAGAGAGGAAGUGGGCGCGCUGCGUCUGAUGAUCGACUCGAAGACGUGCUUGAUCGAGCAGGAGAAUGACCCGACGCAGCUCCGGAGCCCCAGUCCGGGCAAGCUUGUCCGGUUCCUUGUGGAGAGCGGUGACCACAUCAAUGCUGGCGAGCAGUACGCCGAGAUCGAGGUCAUGAAGAUGUACAUGCCUCUCGUCGCUGCUGAAGACGGUAUUGUACAAUUCGUGAAGCAGCCGGGCGUCAGCCUCGAGCCCGGUGACAUUCUUGGUAUCCUCACCCUCGAUGAUCCCGCCCGCGUCAAGCAUGCUAAGCCCUUCGAGGGUCUGCUUCCCGACCUGGGCACUCCGGCCGUCGUCGGCAACAAGCCCCACCAGCGCAUGUACCACUACCUCGACGUCCUCAACAACAUCCUUGACGGGUAUGACAACCAGGCUGUUAUGGCGUCGACGCUCAAGGAUCUCAUCGAUAUCCUGCACAAUCCCGAACUUCCUUUUUCGGAAGGUACCGCUAUCCUAUCCACACUCUCUGGCCGUAUGCCUGCGAAGCUUGAGGAAGGUAUCCGCGCUGCCUUCGAUACCGCCAAGAGUAAGGGCGAAAGCAUCGAGUUCCCGACCAAUCGCAUCAAGAAGCUCGUGGACCACUACAUGGAGGACAACGUCCGUGCUCAGGACCGUGCAAUGUUCCGCACUCAGCUCGCCGUGCUCCUCGACGCCGUCGAGCGCUACCAGUUCGGUCUGAAGGGUCACGAGACAAAUGUUAUUGCGGGCCUGCUUGCUCGUUAUGAAGAGACUGAGAAGCUCUUCGGUGGCAGCAUCGAAGCGCGUGUCUUGACCCUCCGUGAGCAGAACAAGGACAACCUUGACAAGGUCGCGGCUCUCGUCCUCAGCCACAUCAUGGCGCAGAGGAAGGGUCGCUUAGUCAUAGCUAUCCUCGAUCAUGUCAAGAACAGUGGCUUGACUGUGACCGACCCCAACAGUCGCCUGUACCAGGUCCUGCAGGGUCUGGCUGCACUCGAGGCCAGGUCCUCCACCCAGGUCUCGCUAAAGGCGCGCGAGGUCCUCAUCGCAUGCCAGAUGCCCUCAUACGAGGAGCGCCGGGCUCAGAUGGAGGCCAUCCUUAAGUCCUCGGUUACCAACAGCUACUAUGGCGAGCCCGGUUCUGUUGUUCGAACUCCGUCGAUGGAAGUCUUGCGGGAGCUCAUCGAUUCGAGAUACACCGUGUACGACGUGCUUCCUACGUUCUGGAACUACAGCGAGCAGGAAAUCAUUCAUGCCUCACUUGAGGUCUAUGUCAGGCGUGCGUACAAGGCAUACACCCUUCUGUCAGUCGAUUACGAGGAGGGCGAUGGCAUGGAUGACGGUGAGGCGCCGAGUAUAGUCACCUGGCGUUUCAACCUCGGCCAGUCCAACUCGCCUCCUUCGACGCCUCGCCUCGGACGAGAUGAUCCUCCUCGCAGGCAGGCCUCCGUGAGCGACUUGACGUACAUGAUCAACGCACACCAGAAGCAGCCUCUCCGCAAUGGUGCCAUCGCAUCCUUCCCGAAUCUGGCCGCUCUCAAGCGCGGCUUUGACAAGGUCGCUUCCGUUCUUCCUAACUUCGAUCCUCGGGAAUAUCAGCUGCGCUAUGGUGCUAACAAUCAACCUCCGAACGUCCUGAACAUGGCGCUGCGUGUCUUCAACGAGGCCGACGACAUGUCCGAAGAUGCCUGGUAUGAGAAGAUCGAGGAGCUCGUCAACAGCCAUCGCGAUGUCCUCACCAAGCGGGGCGUCCGUCGUAUCUCAAUCCUCAUCUGUCGCCCUGGUCAGUAUCCUAUCUACUACACGCUUCGCGAGAUGGAUGGGGCUUGGAAGGAAGAGCAGGCUAUUCGUCACAUCGAGCCAGCCCUUGCGUUCCAGCUUGAGCUCAGUCGCUUGUCGAACUACAACCUCACUCCCUGCUUCACGGACAACAAGCAGCUGCACAUCUACCAUGGCGUUGCUCGCGAAAACCAGCUCGACAGCCGCUUCUUCAUCCGUGCCUUGGUGCGUCCCGGCCGUAUUCGCGGCAGCAUGAACACCGCCCAAUACCUCAUCUCCGAGACCGAUCGCCUGGUCACCAGCAUCCUCGAUGCCCUCGAAGUCGUGUCGGUGCAGCACCGCAACACUGACUGCAACCACAUCUUCAUGAACUUCAUCUACAACCUCUCCGUCACGUAUGAGGACGUCCUGGAGGCUAUUUCGGGUUUCAUUGAGCGUCACGGCAAGAGGCUCUGGCGCCUUCAUGUCACUGGCUCCGAGAUCCGCAUUGUUCUCGAGGAUCAGGACGGUAACGUUACCCCGAUUCGCUGUAUCAUCGAGAACGUCUCUGGUUUCAUCGUCAACUACCACGGCUAUCAGGAGAUCACCACCGAUAAGGGGACUACCAUCCUGAAGUCGAUCGGCGAGAAGGGCCCCCUCCACUUGCAGCCAGUUCACCAGGCGUAUCCCACCAAGGAGUCCCUGCAACCGAAGCGUUACCAGGCUCAUCUCGUCGGUACCACCUACGUCUACGACUUCCCCGACCUCUUCUCCAAGGCUCUCAGCAACGUGUGGGCAAAGGCUCGCGUGACGAGCCCUAGCCUCAGUCUGCCCAAGAAGAUCUUCGAGUCGAAGGAGCUCAUCCUCGACGAGCACGAACAGCUUCAGGAGGUUGACAGGGCGCCCGGUAAUAACACCGUCGGUAUGGUCGGUUGGGUCUUCACCCUCCGUACUCCCGAGUACCCGGACGGUCGUCGCGCCGUUGUCAUUGCCAACGACAUCACGUUCAAGAUCGGUUCAUUCGGGCCAGCAGAGGACCAAUUCUUCUUCCUUUGCUCGCAAUAUGCCCGUGAGCAUGGAUUGCCUCGCAUCUAUCUCUCGGCCAACUCCGGUGCUCGUAUUGGUCUCGCCGAGGAGGUUAUGAACCUGUUCUCCGUUGCUUGGAGCGACCCCGAGCAUCCCGAGAAGGGCAUCGAGUACCUCUACCUGACUCACGAGAACUUCCUAAAGCUUGGAGAGAAGACUGCUGCUGCGAUCCGCACUGUCGAGAUCGAGGAGAGCGGCGAGUGCCGCCACAAGAUAACCGACAUCAUCGGCCUGCAGGACGGUCUCGGCGUUGAAUGUCUGAAGGGUUCCGGGCUCAUUGCUGGCGAGACUUCUCGCGCCUAUGACGAUAUCUUCACCAUUACCCUUGUUACCGCUCGCUCUGUCGGCAUCGGUGCUUACCUUGUUCGUCUUGGUCAGCGUGCUGUCCAGGUCGAGGGCCAGCCCAUCAUCCUCACUGGUGCGCCUGCUCUCAACAAGGUGCUUGGUCGCGAGGUGUACACCUCCAACCUCCAGCUCGGUGGAACUCAAAUCAUGCACAAGAAUGGCGUCUCGCACUUGACUGCUAACAGCGACUUGGAGGGCGCUACGCACAUCCUCGAAUGGCUGUCCUACGUCCCCGAGUACAAGGGCGCUCCCCUAUCUGUGCUCGAGUCCGCUGACAAUUGGGACCGCGACAUCAAUUAUAUCCCUCCCAAAGGCCCCUACGAUCCGCGCUGGUUCAUUGCAGGCAAGCAGGACGAGUCCACCAACACUUGGCUCUCCGGCUUCUUCGACCGUGACUCCUUCCAGGAGACUCUUAGCGGAUGGGCUCAGACUGUCGUCGUCGGUCGUGCGCGUCUAGGUGGCAUACCCAUGGGCGUGAUCGCUGUCGAGACCAGGACCAUUGAGCGCAUCGUCCCCGCCGACCCUGCCAACCCAGCGUCGUUCGAGCAACGUAUCAUGGAGGCCGGUCAGGUGUGGUACCCUAACUCCGCGUAUAAGACUGCCCAGGCGAUCUUCGACUUCAACCGCGAGGGACUUCCACUGAUCAUCUUCGCCAACUGGCGUGGGUUCUCCGGUGGUCAACAGGAUAUGUAUGACGAGAUCCUCAAGCAAGGCUCGAAGAUUGUGGACGGUCUCUCCAGCUACAAGCAGCCGGUCUUCGUCUACAUAGUUCCGCAUGGCGAGCUCCGUGGUGGCGCAUGGGUCGUGCUCGAUCCGUCGAUCAACUCAGCCCAGAUGGACAUGUACGCAGACGUUGAGGCUCGUGCCGGUGUCCUCGAGCCUGAGGGUGUGGUCGAAAUUAAGAUGCGUCGUGACAAGAUCCUCAAGCUCAUGGAGCGUCUUGAUGCUACGUAUGCGAACCUCAAGAAGGACAGUACCGAUCCGUCGAAGACCCCCGAAGAUCGAGCGGCUGCGACGGAUGCCCUUGCUAAGCGUGAGACGCUCCUGCAGCCCACGUACAAGCAGAUCGCGUUGUUGUACGCCGAUCUCCACGACCGGACCGGUCGCAUGGAAGCAAAGGGCUGUGCGAAGUCGAUGACCUGGAAGGACGCGCGUAGGCGGUUCUACUGGGCUGUCCGUGCCAAGGUUGCCCGCUCGGCGGCUCUGGAGCAGCUCGCUGAGGCAAGUCCCGAGUCGACUUAUGACUAUCGCGAGCACUUGCUUGAGUCGCUCGCUGGCAUUGAGAACGAAAGCGACCCUCGCAAGAUCGCGGAAGCUCUGGAGAAGCUCGAUUUGUUGAACACGCUCACGCGGUUGAAGGCUGACCACCUAGCCCGUCGGAUGCUAGAGCUGGCCAACGAGGACAAGAAAGCUACCGUUGAUGGCCUCAUCCGUCUCAUUGAUAACCUCGGUGACGAAGAGAAGUUGGCUCUCAUUCAAGCACUGCAGAACUCGAACCGCUCUCCUGGCCCUCCCUCCUAUGCCUCGCCCUGAAUCCCGUACCCCAUAGAUAGGAAUGCGGGGUGAUACACGCUUUCUCACUUGUAGCAUAUAAUGUUUUGGCACUCCCACGUAUCUGUCUGCACGCUUUGCAUACCUCUGUUGUCCCACCAGUGCUUUGGCGUUGGCGAUACAGCGCGAGGUUGAGAAGAAGAUGUAGCUCAAGCAACUUUUGUAUACCUAGUAGCCCCUCAUCCAUACGUCUCGGUCUG